CAAGCACUAACAUGCAUCCGACUGGAAAAUUCAGGAGCCUAGGACGCGGUAUCAAAUACUAUUCAAGCCGAGUAUGGUCGAAAUAUAGAGCUCUUCCACUUUUCUGGAAGUUAAUCAUUUGGGGCGUAGUUCUGUUUGACAUCGCAUUGCUCGUGUUAUUUGUAGUCUUAGGACCAAGUACUGUCACGCAGAAAUUCUAUGACCUUGGACAGGAGCUGGCCCGACUACGUUUCGGAUGGGCCAUCUUAGCUGCAAUAAUGGUUAUAAUUUCAUUCCCGCCUCUUACUUUCUAUUGGACAAGCGUAUCCCUCUGUGGCUUCACAUACGGUCUCAAGGGAAUGUUUGUAGCCGCACCAGCAACCGUGAUAGGUUCUGCAAUAGUCUUCGUCGUCUUGAGGUCAUUAUUUAGGCACAAGUUGAGAGAGUGGACUUCCAAGAAUGAGAAAUGGCAGGCUUUAGAGGCCGUUAUCAAAAAGAAAGGUCUCCCACUCAUCAUUCUAAUUCGGGUGUCGCCCUUUCCUCCGUGGGCAUACUCAAAUGCAUGUUUCGCUUCAAUUGAGACAGUCGCAUUAUGGCAAUUCAUUGCUGCGAACAUCUUUCUGUUGCCAAAGUUGUUCCUGGUCGUCUUUUCCGGAUCUAGAAUAGCCAAGCUCGCAGAUGGCGAACAACGAGGUCGAAUGGACAUCGCUGCGAAAGUGGGAAACAUCGUAUUGGUUGUUGUUAGUAUAGCACUUGGUGUGAUUGCAGGCGUUGUCACGUAUAGGCUACUUCAGAAGCAACUCAAGGAACUCCAUGAGAGUCCAAAUCGCGAAGACGAACUGGCGGCUGAGGCAAUUGAAGAGGCAGAGGAAGGAGCUCCACUUUUACAAAACGUAUCUUCCGAUUCGCUUGACGUUUAAACUUGACGGCCGAGAGUAUUCGCUUAUCUUGUCCUCUUUUCUUGGUCUUGCUGCAUCUCACUCAUCCUGGACGUUCGUC
Messenger RNA from Fomitiporia mediterranea MF3/22, 978 nucleotides. Its product is annotated as Golgi apparatus membrane protein TVP38. Bases 12 to 899 code for a protein of 295 amino acids. The transcript has 7 exons. NCBI's taxonomy places the organism in Eukaryota, Fungi, Basidiomycota, Agaricomycetes, Hymenochaetales, Hymenochaetaceae. Gene Ontology annotation, biological process: mitotic spindle elongation; vesicle-mediated transport. The record is from RefSeq and is a predicted model, not a curated record. Gene Ontology annotation, cellular component: Golgi membrane.